This is a messenger RNA of Tigriopus californicus, 1904 nucleotides long. Its product is annotated as zinc finger MYND domain-containing protein 19-like. The record is from RefSeq and is a predicted model, not a curated record. The transcript has 5 exons. Bases 490 to 1389 code for a protein of 299 amino acids. NCBI's taxonomy places the organism in Eukaryota, Metazoa, Arthropoda, Copepoda, Harpacticoida, Harpacticidae.
GAAGAGGCCGAGGCGACGAGGGAGGGCACCAUGGUCGACUCGACUAGCGGGGAGGACGUGGACGUCCGUCCAAACUAAGGAGAGAGACACAGAGAGAGAGGGAGACAACGAUAAAGAGGAAGGGGGAGAGAGUGAGAUUGAGCGAGACUCGAGUCAGUGUUUUUCAUGAUCCCGGGGAGAUCGGAGGAAGUCGCCCAAAGUUGGUCUGAUUUCCGUUGUGAGUGAUGUUAUUAUAGCGUGACUUCCAGGACUGCCAGAGACCCAAGAUUGUGUCGCUAAGGUCCUCCUGACCAUAGGCUAGUUCACCCAAAUACUCCUUUCUUCAAUCCGGAACACUCCUCAAAAUCUUUCCCACCCUUAGCCAACCUCCCCACAACAACCCUCCUCCCUCGCUUUCGACUUGCAUUAUCCUCCGAAUUUAUUGAUCCCAAUUCGCUGCUGUAGUUGUUGUUGUGGACAACUUCCUGACUGUCAUACUCCACGUUCAAUAUGAAGCUAUCCCCGAGAGAGGAUCGAAAAUUCGACUCUCCCAAUGUUGGAUCGCCAAACUAUCCCUCGGAGGAGGACGCAGAGGAUCUCAGAUCCCGAGGUGGUGAUGGCCUCAAACUGGGCAUUGUCCGGCUUGGCAGAGCUGGUGGAAAGACCAAAUAUGCCUUACUGGACGAACGUGAUAUUUGCCUUGUUCAUCAGUAUACCUUCGAGGCUCGAACUGAGAUUGACAAGAACGGCUGUGGGGCGACAAUUUAUGCUUAUGCCUACAUAUUUGAGAAAGGGCGAAAUUCAGGCCAAUACGUCCAUGAUCUCUUGUGGGAACGUCACUGUGGCGGAAUUGCACCGGGCUUCAAGGUGGUCCAUACGAAUUGUGUGAGUGUGGACAACCGUCUAGAAAACUUGAUGCUGGUUCCCGAAGCAUUGGCUUCCAGAUGGUGCCAGCACAAUGGAUCCACGGCUCCCGAGUCGAAAAACAGUAAUGUGCUCGUUAAUAGCCGUGGAGGGCGGUUAAACCUAAAUGCAGCCACGGCAGCCUUCCUCGACAAGGACAGCACAUCCAAGACCAACCCUGAGCAAAGCCUUUAUUGGAUAGCCAUCCAGCAACUUCCAUCCGAGCCGCUCGAUGAGCUGAAUGAACCCAAUGUGAUGCGAUACUACAAUUGCAAUGGAGAGAUCGUGGAAGAAGAGGAGGAUUCGUUCUGUUAUUAUGAAUGCAGGCAUCCCCCUUGUUCUAGGAUUGAGCGAGAGCUCCGAGAGUUCUCGAUUUGCGGAAGAUGUCAGGAAGCCAGAUAUUGUGGAACCGCCUGUCAGCAACGUGACUGGCCCGCUCAUAAGAAGUACUGCCGAGAGAAGCGGAGAAUUGCACCCCCAUUCCUAGAGCGCAAACCCGAACGUUGAAAUAGUGGCUUCAGUGGGCAGCCUUUGACCAUCUCACUCCAAUUUCCUCUUCAUACCGAUGGAAACCCAAUGGGACUCGAGCAAUCACGGGGAUUCUUCACCCACACCAAAGAAACAAACUAAACCUCAGCUAGUUUACGAUUUCACAUCAUCUAAGGAAGUUGUCUUUCUCUCUAAUGUGACCAAGGCAAAGUGAUUGCCUGGAUCAUCCUAUCUCUUUUUCCUCUUCGAAUGGAUGCAAUAACGCAAAGUGCUGCAAUCUUUUGGAACUUCAACUUCCACAGUUAACCAUCAUAACAUCACCGAAACCUUCAAGUCCAAAUCUGGUGGAAAAUUCUCUCUUUUCAGUUCAUGACUUCGAUCAACUCUGCAAAAUCAUAGUAUCUCUUGUCAACAAAGUCUCACCCUUGAUUUGCUCAUCAUAUCCACGGACCGUUCCCCAAUCACCUCAUUACCCUAAUCAUUGUAUCAUCAAGGCCUAACAAAAUUAGCAAUCGACUUUCACUAUUUAUUGA